Molecule: messenger RNA, 966 nt
Organism: Raphanus sativus (radish)
Lineage: Eukaryota; Viridiplantae; Streptophyta; Magnoliopsida; Brassicales; Brassicaceae
Exons: 1
Coding region: 1-966 (321 amino acids)
Molecular function (GO): nucleic acid binding; RNA-DNA hybrid ribonuclease activity
Source: RefSeq, a predicted model, not a curated record
AUGAAAAGCACAACUCUAGACUUCAAUUGGGUUAAAGAUGUAUGGAGAAGCGUGUGCUCACCGAAACUGCGUUUCUUCCUUUGGUCGACAAUCGAUGAUGCUCUACCUAUCGGCAAAAACCUGAGGAAAAGAAGAAUGGUAUCAGCAACCCAAUGCCCUAGAUACAAUGAACUAGAGACGAAAAUACAUAUCUUCUUUACCUGUCCUUUUGCGGCGGAUGUUUGGAAACUCAUCCCAACAACGAAAGAGAUUCAAGUGGAUGCAGAUAUGGAGUUCACAGAGGCCCUGAUAAAGUUCAGAGGAACUAUCUGUUUACCUCCGACAGGUAUCGUGGGAGCCAUACUCCCAUGGAUUCUCUGGUCGCUAUGGACCUCACGAAACAAGCUCAUCUUCGAAAAUAGGAGAACGACACCUGUGGAGACAGCAACCAAAGGGCUCUGUCUAGCCCUUGAAUGGAACCAAGCACAAGGAAAAGAGAGCAAGCGCGAGAUAGUACCAGAGAUAUCUCGGGAUCGACAUCCCAGAGCUUCAAUCUCCCUCACGCAUGAUAGAACCAUCGCAUGCAAAACAGAUGCAGCCUGGGAUAAGAAUCGCAAAUCGGCGGGUCUCGCCUGGAACUUCUCGGGUCCAGAACUAGAGUCUACAAUAGGCGAAUCGAUCACGCAGGAUUUCGUAGCUUUACCUCUCAUCGCCGAAGUUUUGGCAGUGAUGGCAGCACUUGGAGCGGCAAAGGAUCGCGGCUUCACCUUUCUCAAUGUCUUCUCAGAUAGUUUAACGCUCAUCGGAGCAAUUAACGGUAAGAACCAACGCAAAGAGUUGAUCGGAAUCAUCACCGAUAUCCGAUCAAUCUCAACUGAUUUCACCAAUCUUUCGUUUUCUUUUUUCUCUAGAUCGAAAAACUCUCUCUCUGAUUCUCUAGCCAAAACGGCUCUCCGUGGAUCUGUAUCGACCCCUGUAAUGGGCUGA